This is a messenger RNA of Austrofundulus limnaeus, 19362 nucleotides long. RefSeq names its product adhesion G protein-coupled receptor V1 (gene adgrv1). Gene Ontology annotation, biological process: visual perception; cell communication; G protein-coupled receptor signaling pathway. Gene Ontology annotation, molecular function: adenylate cyclase inhibitor activity; G-protein alpha-subunit binding; G protein-coupled receptor activity. The record is from RefSeq and is a predicted model, not a curated record. Lineage: Eukaryota; Metazoa; Chordata; Actinopteri; Cyprinodontiformes; Rivulidae. Gene Ontology annotation, cellular component: stereocilium; cytoplasm; membrane.
AAGCGGACUGCCUUUAAUUCAUUACGAUUUUAGAUACAUAUUUCUAGUAUCUACCUUUGCUAUUUGAUUAGGAACGUUCAUGCAGUUCAAGCAGAUGAAUUCGCCGCUUCCUUUAGUUGAAGUUAAUUUUUUUGUUCUCAUUUUGUGGCCAGCAACUCGACAGAACGGCGGCUAUGCCUGCUGGGUGCACACGGUGGCGCUGUGUCUGAGCAACACAGAGUUCACCCUCAUGAGACAAAUGGGAUUAAAACAUCUUGUCUGAUUAGGCAGCGACGGAUAAACGAGUCUGAGUCUCUGAGGAGCUGCAAAUUAUUAUUUUUAUUUAAUCAUUUUUUUUAACUGUUAUUAUUUUAUCGGGACACUGAGCUUUUGCUCAAACAGCCCACAUGUCUGCAGGAUCAUGAGGAGUUAGGAGCGGGUUUGAAACUGACCAGAGGGAGGGAACCCGCUCCGAUUGGGCUCUCUAUUUUCAACUCCAGCCUCGUUAUAAACGACAUGACAGACGCGCUUCACCUUAUGUUCACGGGGAUAAAAUGACGCUGUUUUAAUUCGCUGUUUGUGUUUGAGAGGAGGAGGAGCUGGGCAUUUGAGGAGCGCCUUUCCCCCCCUAUGUUCUCCACGGCUAUAAUAAAGAUAUUGUAACUUAUCUCGGGACGGAGAGGCCAGGCAAAGUGUCAGGAAUGCCCCCAGUUCUCCUGCUAGCUGGGUUGAUUCUGGCUCUGUCCAUCCCUGGCACUACAUCUGAGUCAGCCACACUGCGCUUCCUGGGCCAAACGGACUUUGUUGUCAAUGAGAGCAGCACAGCUGUGGUGCGACUUGUCGUGGAACGAGUGGGAGACCCAGUCAAUGUGACAGCUUUGGUUCUGCUAGAGGGAGUCGACACAGGAGAUUUUGAGGCCAUAAAUGCUGCAGCAUUCCUGCUGUCCACCGAGUCCAGUAAAACCAUUUUCAUUGCUGUGAAGGACGAUGACAUCCCUGAAGAAGAUGAGAAAUUUACUUUCAACCUUAAACUGCAGAGCUCCUCUAACGGUGUGACACUGGGAACACCGAACAGGGCAACAAUUACCAUCUUGUCCAAUGACAAUGCCUUUGGAAUCAUUGCCUUCAACUCAACUGAGGAGGUAGUUGUUGAUGAGCUGAGAGGAAAGAACUAUUAUGUGCCUUUCACCUUAAUCAGAGAAAAGGGAACCUACGGAACCGUGACUGUGAACUUUGAGAUUUCUGAUGGUCCCUAUCCUGCUAUUGAUGAUCUCAGUCCAGACAGAGGGAACAUCACUAUCCCUGUGGGACAGGCUGCAGUGAACUUCAGUAUUCUCAUUAAAGAUGACCAGAUCCCGGAGAAUGACGAGGUGUUUUCAGUAAGGCUCACAGGCGUGGCUGGUGGAGCCCUUCUCAGCCCCAAUCGCAGCAGUGUCCAGCUGAGAAUCCGUCAAAAUGACAGCCCUCUGCGGUUCUCCCUCGCAGUCAUGGCCGUGUCAGAGUCUGCGGGCGUCAUUGCUCUCAACGUGACCCGUGGCCAGUUGGCUGAGGAUGGGCCACUCAUUGGUUCUCUUGGCACUCAGGUGUCUGUAGAUUACACUGUAGUGAGUGGUGAAGGACUGGGCAGCGCCACUCCAGCUGUGGAUUUUGUGGACCUGCAGCCCAUCAGAACCAUCACAUUCCCUCCGUUUGUCUACAAAGCCAGACUUUUCUUCAACAUCACUGAUGAUGUGGUGCCAGAAAUUGCAGAGUCCUUUCAUGUAAUCCUUUUGGAGGAGACUAUCAGAGGAGAUGCUGUGCUGGUAUCACCCAAUGCUGUGCUGGUCACCAUUGAGCCCAAUGAUAAGCCUUAUGGAGUCCUGUCAAUCAGCAGUGCUCUAAUUCAGCCAAUCGCCAUCAACGAAGAUGUGACAAAGAGGUUUGAUGGCAUCAUCAUUGUAAGAAACGGAGGAAGCUAUGGUGCCGUGUCUGCCAACUGGUCCAUCAGCAGGAACUCCAGUGAUCCCGCUCCGGUGUCAGAUGACUUAACACCUCAGGCUGGAACAGUGAAAUUCAAUGCUAGUCAGGUGACUGCUGUGAUUUCACUAAACAUUGUGGCCGAUAAUCAGCCUGAAGAAGCUGAAGCUUUUGUUUUUAAACUGCUGCCCAACACCGUAACUGGAAAUGUGGAGGUCGACGAACCUAUGCAGAUGGUGUUCUACAUCCAAGACAGUGACGAUGUCUAUGGACUUUUUCGGUUCGACCCGAACAAGGAGCAGAGCAUCCAGAGUCAACCCGAGGGUCGAUUCCUGUCUCUAAAUUUUGUGAGGGAAGGUGGCAUGCUGGGCAAUGUGUCUAUGACCUUUACCGCCCUCUACAUUCCAGCCGGUCCAAUAGAGCCAGAACUGGCCCGUGAUCAGGUUCUGAACGUCAGCAGGUCUAUCAAUGUGGCGUUUUACCGUGAGCAGAUGAUCCAUGUCAUACUGCCCAUCAGAAAUGAUGCCUUUCUGCAGAAUGGAGCUCACUUCUUAAUACAGCUGAAAACUCUGGAACUGAUUGAUAUCAGUCCCGCCAUUCCUUCAAACAGUCCAAGAUUUGGUGGACCACUAAACCUGACUUUGACUGUCACCCCUGACAUUGCUAACGGUGAAAUAGGCUUUAUAAGUAAUGCCACAGUGGUGCUUUUUGAACCAGAGGACAGCAAUGCAACCAUGGUUAGCCUCCCUCUGAGGCGGGAUGGGACAGAUGGUCAGGCUGUGGUGUUCUGGAGCCUUCAUCCAACUGGAGCCAAUCGAGGGGAUGUCACAGCUAAUGACCUGAGGCCAUUUAAUGGCUCCAUUGUCUUCCUCUCCAAGCAGAGUGAUGCCUUCAUCAAUCUUACUGUCCUGGCUGACGAUAUCCCUGAAGUUAACGAGACCUUACUGCUUACUCUAGAUCGCUAGACGAGACAUACUCUGUGGUGCUCAGUAGCUACAGCACUCCUCCCAGUCGACUUGGCAACUACAGGGAAGUGAACAUCACUGUGCGGAAAAAUGACGACCCCUAUGGAGUCAUUGAAUUUGUCCAAUCAGGGCUAACAGUGACCAUCAAUGAAAGUAAAGGGGACUUGAGCUUUCAGGCGGUGUACCCCGUAGUGAGGAACAGGGGUCGCUUCGAAGAAGUGACAAUUUCCUGGUUCAUAGAGCCGGGCUUGUCUGGAGAUGUUACCCCACUCCAUGGAAACAUUACCUUCAAGGCAGGAGAGUACUUGAAAAACCUCACUGUUUUCUCUGUACCUGAUGAGAUUCCAGAAGACAUGGAAAAUUUCACCAUUGUCCUGUCAAAUGCAACCGGUGGAGCGAGACUGGGAAACAUACUAAGUGCCAGUUUAUGGAUUAAUAAGAAUGAUGAUCCCAUUUACUUUUCUGAGCCUGUCGUUGUGCGUGUUCGUGAAGGAGGUGUUGCCAACUUCACUGUCCUAAGGGCAGGCCGGGCUAACUUUGUGGCUUCAGUGAUGUAUCGAGUGGCGUACGGCAACGCGUCACCGGAUGACCUCGCUGUUCUGAAUAAUGACACGUUGCUGAUGUAUGAUGUAGGCGAAUGGAUGAAGAAUAUCUCUGUGGCUGUAAAAGAUGACGACGUACCCGAGACUGAUGAACUAUUUUACAUUGUUCUCUAUAAUGCCACUGGCGAUGCCGUUGUGUACGGGGCAAACACGGCUACAGUUGUGAUUGAGGCCAACGAUGACGCCAAUGGAAUUUUCUCUUUGGAAAGUGUGGAAAAACCUGUCGCAGAGGGCAAGACCAAUAGCUUUUAUGUCUUGCGAGCGAGAGGACAUUUUGGUAACGUAACAGUCUUCUGGCAGCUGUUUGCCAAUGACUCAGUUACUCCUCUUAAAGAAAAUCAGGAGUUUACAAACACAUCAGGCUCCAUCACCUUUAUUACAGGGGAAAAAUCCAAGCCCAUCAUACUGGAAGCCAUUUCUGAUAAACUUCCAGAGUUUAAUGAGUUUUAUGUUCUCAGGCUGGUAAACAUUUCAGGCGGUUACCCUGGGGAUGGUGGACAAUUGGCAAAUAUGUCUUUGAAUGCUUCAGUUCUCAUCCCUUUCAAUGAUGACCCCUUUGGUGUUUUUGCCAUUGCUGCCACCAACCUAGACCAAGAAGUAGCUGAAGAUGUCCUCUCCAAAGAUGACAUGACGGAUGUCACGUCCUUCACCAUUGUCAGACAACAGGGCGCGUUUGGUGACGUGCGAGUAUCCUGGGAGAUUGUAUCUGAACAGUUCCCACAGGGUCUUCCUCUCAUGGACGAUCUGCUGCUACUAGCUUCGUUUCCAGAUACAGUUGAGCUCAGGCCUUAUGCCAGGAGACCCCACUCAGCCACAGAUGCUCGUUUUUUCUCUGGGCUUCCAGGAGCAUAUGGAACCAUCUCUGCCGAAGAUUCCCCUGCUGCUAUAGGAAACUUCACCUUCUCAGCUUGGCUGGUGCCCACACUGAACACCGAUGGCUUCAUAAUGUCCAAAGGAACCAGAAAUGGUAGCUUGUAUUAUGGAGUGAAGGUCCACACCAAUGGGUCACAUGUUACAGUGAUGCUCUACUACACAGCCACAGGCUCAAAUAAUACCCAGAUAGCCAGGGCCACCUCUGAGAAGCUUGUGGAAGAUAAUACCUGGCUACAUGUCAUCAUAACAUGUGACGAUGGGAUCGUUGAGUUUCUCUUGGAUGGGGCUCCUAUACCUGGAGGGCUGAAAAGCAUCAAAGGAGAAGGCAUCAGUGAUGGACAUGCUUCGGUGUUUAUCGGGUCAGACGUUGAGGGUAAACAACGCUACACCGGCCUCCUCCAGGAUGUCCGCUUGUACCACACCAAGCUCAACCAUAGCCAGAUUUAUGAACUCCAUGCUCAGCCCCCUAAAACGGACCUGCGGAACAUCUCGGGCUACCUGCGGUACUGGCAGGAUGAGAGGCAGAAGUCGUUUGUGGUGGAGGUCCGUGAUGAUGACUUGGAGGAGGGAGAGGAGGUGUUCUACCUGCAGCUGGUGGCCGUGCAGGGCGGUGCUCGCCUUCCCUUUCCCCGACCCACUGCUGUUCUGCGCAUCAUGAAGAGUGACAACGCCAACGGGCUUUUCGGGUUCACUGGUGCCUGCAUACCUGAUACUGCAGAAGAAGGCUCCACCAUCUCUUGUGUGAUUGAGCGCACACGAGGUGCUCUGGAUUAUGUGUACGUUAACUAUACCGUCACCCAGCUGGGCAGCUUGGGAAAUGACAGCACAGCUCAUCUGGAUUUUGUUAACGCAACUGGAGCCGUGCUUUUCAAGCCUGGACUGCGCUUUGAGGUCCUGAAUCUGUUGGUGUUUGAUGAUAACCUGCCAGAGCUUGCAGAGUCUUUUCAGGUUUCCCUGGUCUCUGCAGAAUCCGGUGAUGGGAAGCCAGGCUCCACCCCCACCAGUGGUGCAAGCAUCGAUCCCAACAACUCUGUUAAUUCAAUUACAGUCACAGCAAGUGACCAUCCUUAUGGUCUGCUGCAGUUUCAGUCAAGUCCUCCACUGGUUGGUUUAAUCUCCCCAGCAGUAGAACCCGCCUACAUCACUGUUAAUGAGGAGGCUGGGCAGAUCCAUCUUCCAGUGGCCAGGGCCCAAGGGCUUUUGGGAAGGAUCAUGGUGGGAUACAGGACAACGCCCUUUACAGCAUCCAGCCCAGAAGACUAUGAGAAAUCUGAGGGCGUCUUAGACUUUUUACCUGGGGAGAGGUUAAAGUUCAUCAAUGUGACCCUUGUGGACAAUCCUGUCCCUGAGCUGGAAAAGAUUUUUCGAGUGGAGCUCUACAAUGUUGAUGGAGGAGUGGAUCAUUUCCUUCACGGUGAAGAGACUGGUAGUGGGGAGGGUGACUAUAAUUUCCUCCCACCAUCCUAUCACCACUAUGCUAGUUUGGGAGCUGCAUCUCGCAUCACAGUCACCAUUGCCGCCUCUGAUGAUGCCCAUGGUGUGUUUGACUUCAGUCCUCAAACUGUUUCUGUCAAUGGGACUGAACCUGAGGAUGGACGCAACACUAUCAUCCUGCAGGUGGAUCGUUCCUUUGGGGCCCUUUCCAAUGUCACAGUGUUCUGGGAAGUUGAUGCCAGGUCUGAGGGUCAGCUCCUCAGCAGAUUUGGGAACGUCACCUUUGGUGUUGGGCAGACGUCGAAGAAUGUGAUCAUUGGUGUGGCCCAAGAUGAGAUCCCUGAGUUGGACAAGAGCUACACUGUGUCUCUGGUUAACGUUUCACCUGGUCGUCUGGGUGUCAGGACAUCUGCUACUCUGACUGUGCUCGCCAGUGAUGACCCUUAUGGUGUUUUUGUCUUUGCCAAUGCAACAAGGUCUAUUCGAAUUUCUGAAGCUAAUGUCACUGUCUCCCUCAUGAUCCUGCGACAGAAAGGCCUGAUGGGUCAGGUACGGGUAACAUAUGGGACACUAAAUGAGACCGAUCCAGAACCUUACAGAACCCCUGGAGUGGGCCGAGCAACUCAGGGGAAGGAUUUCGUUCCCCUCCUCAGUUCUGUCGUGUUCGUGGCCAAUCAGACUGAGGCAAAAAUCACCCUUGGAGUACUCGAUGACGACGAUCCAGAACGUGAUGAGUCGGUGUUUGUGAAAUUAAUCGGUGUUCAGCUUGUCAAAGGAGAGCAGGAGAGGCCAAUUGUAAACUCUCCCGCUCUGGGCUCCACAAUGGACAGUGUAGCCCAGGUGAUAGUGGGGGCCAGUGACGAUGCUUUUGGAGUCCUUCAGCUGUCUGCUUCUGCUGUCAGCGUGGCCGAAGAUUACGUUGGGCCUAUAAUAAAUGUCACACGUGUCGGGGGGAUUUUUGCUGAUGUAUCUGUCAAAUUCAGAGCAGUGCCUGUGACCGCCACAGUUAGCGAAGACUACAGCGUAGCAUCGACUGACGUGGUCCUUUUAGAGGGGGAGUCCAGUAAAUCUGUGCCCGUCUAUGUUAUUAACGAUGUGGUGCCUGAGCUGGAGGAGACCUUUAUUAUUGAGCUGAUCAACCAAACAACUGGAGGAGCUCUCCUGGGAGAGCUCACACGUGCCAUCAUCACCAUACUGCCUUCUGAUGACCCUUUUGGUGCCUUCGUCUUUCAGGCUCUUCCAGUGACAGUAGAGGAGCCAGAAUCUAACUCUGUUGAGGUCACACUCCCUGUUGUGCGCAAAGCCGGCACAAUUGGCACAGUGGCAGUUCAGUGGAAGGCUACUGUUAAUGGUAAACUAGCAGAAGGGGACGUUAGACCCACAUCAGGAGAGGUUAAAUUUGCUCCUGGAGAAACCAUGAAGACACUUAAAGUAGAGAUUUUAGCUGAUGAUAUACCCGAAAUAACUGAGAUUAUUAAAGUAGAGCUAACUGGGGCCAGUAAUGGAGGAAACUUAGGAGCCGAUACAUCCGUUAACAUAAUAGUGCCUGCCAAUGACAACCCAUAUGGGACAGUUUACUUUGAACAGUCUGUUUAUCAAGUUCAAGAGCCACUGGAGGGAGUUUACAAAGCUAAUAUUACUGUCCGUCGGAGAGGUGGUUACUUUGGUCGAUUGGAGAUCUUGUACAGCACUUCUGAGAUUGACAGUGUUGGUUUGGCUCAGGCUAACGGCCAGAACCUGUCGAUGUACUACAAUCCUCCAAAGCCAGGUGUUCCAGCCAGUACCCCACUUGUGAAAUUUAACAUCACAGGUCAGAAAGAUCCUGUAUCUUCCUGUGCUGCCGCAUGUCUGAGAGAGCGUGCCUGCCAGGCCUUCAGCCUGUCUUCAGCUGUAACCCCACCAUCCUGCACAUGGGUGACCUCAGGAGUCGACAAGCUGACCUCUGAAACUCAAGUUUUCACUUAUAUUAAAAAUGCCACUGCAGUUGCUGUGUUGUUUAGCUCCCAGGCUGUGGCUGGGAGUGAUUACACCCCUGUGACCAAUCAAAGUGCCUACAUGGAUGACGGAUCAGGAGUUGCUAAUGUCACAGUCUUAAUUUUGGCGGACACAUUUCCAGAAAUGGAUGAGAGUUUCUCUGUACAGAUGUUAAAGGUAGAGCUGGUAAAUUUUACAACGUCACAGAAGAAUCUGCCCUCGAUCGGUCAGCCGGACAAAGCUGUCGUCACCAUUGGAGUGAAUGGGGAUGCUUUUGGCAUAUUUUUGAUUUACAGUCUCAGUCCAAAUGCUACAAACAAUGGACUGUAUCUUGAGGUUCGAGAAGGACCUCUAGUUGUGGUGCCACUAGUCAUAGAGAGGCGGGGAGGGAAUUUGGGCAGAGUCACUGUAGAGUGGAGAUUUGUUGGAGGGAAAGCCACCACGGGUGCUGACUUCAAUGGGACUGGAGGAACUCUGGUCUUUGAUGGUGAACUUAAGAAGACAAUAGAAAUAGCAAUCAAUGAUGAUUCUGAACCAGAGGACAAUGAAAACCUCAUGAUUGGUCUUGUUAACACAGCCGGAGGAAGUCGGAUUCUGCCAAGCUCGGACACUGUGACCAUAGUGAUACUGGCUAACGACAAUGUGGCAGGAAUUGUGGGAUUCCACUCAGCCUCACGUUCUGUCAUUGCCAGGAAAGGUGAGAAACUGUCAUUAUUGGUGCUGAGAACAGCUCCAAGUCGGGGUAACGUCACUGUGGACUGGACAGUACAAGGACAUCUUGUACAACGAACCUUCUCUCUAACGUCAGGGACUAUUUUCUUCACUGAGGGACAGCAAAAUAAAACUAUAGUCCUACAAGUUCUGGACGAUGCCACACCAGAGAACAAAGAUGAAUACAGAGUUUUCCUGUCAAAUAUACAAACAUUUGGUGUUGUAGAAACAGGCCGCGCUACCCUGGAAAGUAGUGUGGCAGUGGUUACUUUCGACACAAGUGGUCAGCCCUACAGCCUGCUGUCUAUCGCCCCGUCAUCCCUUAGGGUGACUACUGAGGAGCGAGACCACGUCAUAAACAUCUACAUCAACAGGGAGUUUGGGGCCUCAGGGGUUGUGAAUAUUACCUAUGAGGUUAAAAGAGGUUCCUUACAAAACCUAUCUGAGGUGGAAGGGGCUUUAGCUGACCCAGGAAAAGACUUCAUCGCUGGUACUGGUUCUGUGAUUCUUCAAGAUGGACAGACCUCAGUUGGCAUUCCUGUCACCAUUCUGGAGGAUGACAUUCCCGAGUUACAGGAGUUUUUCUUGGUCAACAUAACAUCUGCAGUACUCAUCACAACCCUCACUACUGUUCCCCAACUCGACACCCAGGGUUUGGUUGCAGAAGUCAGUAUUGCUGCUAAUGAUGGAAUCAGAGGGGUCAUUGAAUGGACAAACACCAUGUUUGAUGUGAAUGAAACAAUAGGAUCAUUGACUCUUGUGGCCUACAGGAGCAAGGGGACACACGGGAAUGUCUCUCUCCUGUUUUAUGCACAGAACCUGGAAGCUCAGCAGGGACUUGACUACACCAUCAAUAAUACGAUGCUCCACUUUGUUGAUGGCGAAAGGUAUAAGUUUGUGGAAGUGCAGAUAAUUGAUGACACCACUCCAGAGGGACCUGAAAGAUUCCAGCUCAUCCUUUCCCAGCCGUCCCCUGGCCUGGAGCUGGGCACCAACACCACAGCCACUGUGAACAUCCUGGCCAGUGACGACGGACACGGAGUCCUUUCCUUCAACACCAGCGAACGUUUUCUGCUGAGAGAGCCGACCUCGGUGUCACAGCUGAGUGACAGCGAGGCCAAACUUUUUGUGAUGCGGAGCCCAGAGGAAGGCACGUUUGGCACCGUGUCCGUUCAGUUUACCGUCACGGACGCCAACGGCAGCCUCGCGGAGGGGGAUGUGAUACCAACACACGGGGUUGUGGUUCUGGAAGAUGGGGUCCGAUUUAAGAUGCUGCAGAUCAAGGCAGUACUCGAUGCUGAACCAGAGGGGAAUGAAACCUUCUCCGUGGUUCUGUCCAACCCAACCGGAGGAGCACGACUCGGUGACCGGCUUCAAACAUUCAUCACCAUCCUGGCAAACCUGGCUCCUUCGGGUUUAUUCCGAAUCGGACCUACUCUCAACAGAACCAGUACAGAUGUGGUGAUCAGUGAAGGCAGCAGGGCAGUCUUCCUCACUGUAUCACGCAGUAAUGGUUUGGAGUCAGCUGUCAGUGUGGAAUGGGAGAUGCUGUCUGGUACAGCUGUUGCCUCUGCGGGUCUCCUCUCAGUUUUAGGUUUGUCCCAAAGCUUUGAGAACAAACCCACAUCUGCUUGGUGCUCUGUUCCUGGAGAUCCUUCCUUCCUGGCUAUGAGGUUGGAUUUAAAGCCUGUAGUUGGAUCCUCCUACACUGUGGCAAUUCUGUAUCGGUGGCAAGGUGCUUUUGUGCCAAUACAGUCUGUGAGGGUUCAGGACCCGGCAUCAUGCGUGGGGUUCACAGUGAACGGUUCCUCCUAUGUUGGCAUCACUCACGGGGGUCCUCCUUUCUUUCCUGCCGCCAAUCUCAGCAUCUUCAAACUACAGAAGGACCUCAACAUCACACUGGAACAAACUUUAGGUGUUGAAGCCCUGAAUGUGAAACACUUCUCCUCUGAAGGCAAAGAUUAUCUUAUAGCAUCCAGCCAGAUUUGGAGAAUUUGGACAGGCAGCUCCCUUACCCUCCACCAGACCCUGGACUUUAAACAAGGCGUCGUCAGUUUGGCUCCGUUCACUCACGCAGGUGUGCCCCACCUGUUGGUGUGCGUUGACAACCAAACUUUAGGCUGCCGGGUGCUCCAGUGGACCAGUGGAAGAUUUCAGAACCCACAGACUCUUCCAGUCGCAGGCAGAACCAUUCAGGUGGACGUGAUCAACACAAGAACAGAUGAUGCUCUGCUGCUGAUUGCUGUUGAAGGUUUCCCUCCAUCCUGUAAGGUGUUACAGUGGGGGUCUGGAGGCCCUUCAGCUCUGUCCAAUCAGUCCAUUCCACACCCGGGCCUCACCUCUAUUCAUGCUUUCGCUUCUUCUUCUGGGACCUCUUAUGUCAUGCUAGCUGGAGGAAAUAGUUCAUCGUUGUACCUUUGGAGGUCUGACAUCAAACUGUUCACCAUGAUCCUGAAGCCGCCUCGAGCCGUUAGCUUCACCUCGCUCAUGGUCCCAUCGCUCAGUGCCACAAAGAGCCUUCUGGCCUCUGCUGAAGAGAAUAGCUCCAACAUUUAUGAAUUCACUUCUGUUUCAAAUCAGUCUGAUUUUAUACCCAGUUUUGGGGAGUUGCACUUUGCACCGGGUGUCAGUGAGCUGGAGUUAGCAGUGAAUGUCAUCGAUGAUGAUAUCCCCGAAGUGGAAGAGUACUUCCAGGUCAGACUGAAGAACCCAAAAGGUGGGGCAGAGAUUGGAUUUGGUGGUCAGGUUAUGGUUGUUAUCCCAACUAACGAUGACGCCCAUGGAGUUAUCGGCUUUGCUCAGAAUUCUCUGUACUUGGAGGUGGAGGAGAUGGAACAAAACAAUCAAAUUUCUCUGAGCGUGGAGAGAAAAAGGGGGGCUUUUGGCAGACUGACUGUUCACUGGGCUGCUAAUGGAAACUUGGCAGACAUUUACCCCACCUCAGGAGUGGUGACAUUUUCUGAGGGGCAAACCGUAGCCAUCAUCUCUUUAGCUGUGAUCGCUGAUGGUUUACCAGAGCUAAGUGAGAAUGUCACAAUCGCCCUCCUGGGCGUCAACACUUUGGGUCUUCAAGACCAGCAACAAGCUGCCGUCAUUGACAAGCAGCGAGCUCAGGCUCUGCUUACCAUCUUACCAAAUGGUUCCCCCUGUGGCGUAAUUGGCUGGCAUCUGGACUCCCAGUUCAUCCUGACACAGGAACCACAAAGAACUCCGGUAAAUGUGACACUUUCUAUAAUAAGGGAGCAAGGCUCCACAGGUGAGGUGCUGAUUCAUUAUCAAACCAAGCCGGCUCUGUACCAGCCCCCAUCCAAUCAAGCCUCCUCUGGACUGGACUAUGUAUCCAAAGAUGACACCAUUAUCAUGAUUAAUGGUGCUACUGUGGCCCUCGUCACUGUCACCAUCCUACCAGAUGACAUCCCAGAGCUUGCAGAGAGUUUUCUGGUAAACAUCACUGGAGUGGAGCUAGUUAGAGGCUCUGUUGGAGCUGGGCAGCCGAGCUUGAAGAGGCCUGGUAUGGAGGUGGCAGAGAUCACCAUCCAGGAGAAUGAUGAUCCACGAGGAGUUCUGCAGUUUAACAUUUCUGAAGAUAUUCCUGGUGGUGUGGUGGCCUACGAGAUACCACCACCAGAUAACAUCCUUCAUCUGUCAGUGGUGCGACUUGCUGGUACAACUGGGAGACUGGUCGUCUACUGGGAGGCUGAGCCAAUCACUGCUGAUCUCAGCGACUUCAGCCCCUCAUCAGGAAACAUCACCUUUCAAGAUGGACAGAAAGAAGCCACUAUAGCCAUCACCAUUUUGGACGAUGCACAAGUGGAGAGCUCAGAAACCUUCAGAGUGAAUUUGCUGCGUGUGAUUGGCGGUGCUCGUCUCGGACCGGUGACCUUUAUUUCUGUCACUGUUCCACUGAAUGACUCACCUCUGGGACGAUUUGGAUUUCAGAAACUGGAGGUUGUUAUAAGUGAGCCAGAGUUUCAGAAUGACUCUGCUGCCGUUGCGACACUGGCUGUGCUGCGCAGUGCAGGAGGCGCCGGGGCCGUGAGGCUGCUGUGGAAAAUUGAAGACCAGGCUGAACGUGACCUUUCACCUCUUAAUGGAACUCUUGUCUUCACUGAGACUGAGACUGUUAAGUCUUUUGUAGUCAGAGCCCUCGCCGAUGACGUGCUGGAAGGAGACGAGCAUUUCAUUCUACGCCUGCUUCCUGCUGACAGUGGUGCUGUCAUUGACCCCUUACACGGUGUGGUCACCAUCACCAUCAGGGCAGACAAGGCAGCUCUGGGGAUUAUUGGAGUAGCAGAGUCAUCGAGGAACAUCAUUAUUGGGGAACCUCAGGGAGCCUAUAAAGGCAUUUCCACAGUUAGUCUUGUGCGAGGUCCCGGCGUUUUUGGAGAGGUGCAAGUUUUUUGGAACAUCACUCCUGCCCGAGCGUCUGAGUUUGAAACCAUUUCUGGCGUGGUGACCAUGAGAGAUGGACAGUCUGUGGCCAACAUUACUCUGAAGGUGAUUGACGAUGACGUCCCUGAAGAGCGCAGCGAGUACCAGCUCUCACUCACCUCAGCUACAGUGGGACUGGAGAUAAGUCCCACAGCCAAGCAUGCCAGGAUCACUAUGGCAGCUAGUGACUGCCCCUAUGGCCUUUUCUCCUUCACCCAGCUUGAGCUCAGGGCAAAAGAGGAAGAGGGACUGGUCAAUGUGACAGUGAAUCGCUCCCUUGGCAGUUUGGGCAGCGUGUGGGUGAGAUAUGACACCUCAGGAAGCACAGCAGUCAGCGGCCUGGACUUUGCUCCAGCUUCAGGACGACUGCUAUUCACACCAGGCCAAACCUCAGGAGAAAUCACGCUGCGUGUUCUGGAUGACAGUCUUCCAGAAGGGCCUGAAAUGUUUUUUGUCAACAUCAAUAAUGUAGAGCUGUUUAAUUUCAGUGUUGUGGACUACACAGUGAGAGAGUCAGGGCUGCAGUUGGACCAGCCUCCAGCUAUAGGCAACAUCUCCACUCUUGUUGUGAUCAUACAGCAGAAUGAUAACGUUGAAGGAGUCCUGGAGUUCAGGCAGGAUUACCUUAACAUCACAGUUGACGAGGAUGUGGGUACUGUGCUGAUCCCGGUGGUGAGGAGAGUCGGUUCAUAUGGACUGGUCUCAGCUAACUUCAGCUCAAGAGGCUUGAGUGCAACUCCUGAUGUCGACUACAUCCUGCGCAGUGACUCUGUGAUGUUUGUCAGUGGUCAGAAUGUCAGCUACAUCAACGUCACUGUUAUCGAUGACCUGGAAAGUGAAUCUGCAGAAACAUUUGAGGUCCUGCUGGUUGGAGCUACAGGAGGAGCAGUUCUAGGACCACAGCGUUUCGCGAGGAUAACCAUCAGCAAGAGCGACUCUCCGAGCGGUGUGGUCCGCUUCCAAAAUAAAAGUCUGACCACCGUGGCGAACCCCGACUCCAUGUUGAAGCUAACUUUUGUUGUGGAGAGGGCAGGAGGACUUUUGGGCAAUGCAACGGUUUCUUGGAUCAUCCGAGGACCUAACAGCAGAGAGGUCCUUCCCCCGGUGAACACUGACAUUAAAGAGCCUGUGAACGGGUCCUUCUUUUUUAAAGAUGGUGAAAAAAGUACAGCGACUAUAGAGCUGCGGGUUCUGCCUCACGGUGAAGUGGAAGUGGAGGAGAUGUUUGUUAUAGAGCUCGGCAUCCUCUCUGGAGAGAUGGAUGUUGAUCCUCAUGCCGGCUCCGUAACACUUAAGAUAGAGAAGUAUGGUGACCCAAAUGGUAUAGUCCAGUUCACGUUUAAUGCUCUUCAAGAACAUGUUGUCAAUGAAUCCACAGAAGCAGAGGGUCCACGUAACAUUUCCUUGCUGAUUACACGCAGAGAGGGCGUCAUGGGAAACAUCACUGUCCACUGGCAGAUACAAAGCGACUCGGAUAUAACAGGUGACUUUCGAGCAUUUUCUGGCUCAGUAAUGAUCGUGGAAGGCCAGAGAGAAGCAGCGAUCAUCCUUAGCCUGAUGCCUGACACAGUGCCGGAGCUGGAGGAGCUCUAUGUUGUCCAGCUCACCACCGUGGAGGGUGGCGCUACUCUAGAUAGCAACCCAAACCUUACCAGAACUCAUAUAAGGGUGCCUGCUAACGACGAGCCCCACGGUGUGUUUUCCUUGAACCCCGUGCAGCAGUCCAUAGUGGUGGUGGGUUCAGGGUCUGAGGUCAGCAGAGCGCUGAUUGUGAACGUGUCUCGGCUUGCUGGGCUCUUUGGGAACGUCAGCGUGGGUUAUAGGAUCGGUGGGACAGACAAGCUGAUGGACAUCCAGACGAUGCUGGGAGGACGAGCAGAAGGAAGGCUGUUUUUGACAGAGGGGCAAAUGUUCAGUGCAGUCACAAUCCCCAUCAGUAGUCAGGCGUUUUUAUCAGCGGGUGUGAGCUUCACCGCAGAGCUCACUGAUGUCCAACUAGUCAGCGCCGUCCAAGGCUCUCUGCCUCGCCUCCAUCCUGAAGCCAAUGUUUCCACGGUGACUGUACCUGAAGAAGCUGCCAGCUCAGAGGUUGGCUUUGCCUCAGUGGCUCUGCAGGUUCUGAAUGUAGAAACUGGGAUGUUCGAAGCAAAGGUGACCCGAAAAGGCCUGUUUGGGGAGAUAAAGGUUCAGUGGAAAGCUGGUUUUCCUUCUGGACAGGAUCCCCCUGGUUUCAGAACGGGACCUAUUGUCCCAAACUCAGGCUCACUGAUCCUUGCUCAUGGUGAAAGGAAUAAAACCAUAUCGUGCACUGCAAUAGCCGAUGGAUUAGAAGCAGCUUCCUAUGCUGUACAUCUCACUAAUGCCACCUCGAGCUCUUCUGCGAGUGGAGCCGUCAGGUUAAGACCCGGCUUUACGGUGGCAGAAGUGGAGCCACUUGGUAUUUACCAGUUCGCUCCUGAUUCUCGACAGCUUGUUAUUGCUGAGGAGGUCCAGAUGUUAACACUGUACGUCCAGAGACUUUACGGUUUUCGUAGCAACACGACUCACCUGUCGUAUACGACGUUAGACGGCAGCGCAGCAGCAGGGAAGGACUUUGUUGCAGUGCUAAAUGGACGUUUGGUCUUUGACUCGCCUCAUCAAACAAACGCAUCUUUCAGCCUUUUGAUCCUUGAUGAUUCCCUCUCAGAGCCCAACGAGUACUUUCACGUCAAUUUAACCAACGUUCAGGUCCUGAGUCCAGGUUUUACCUGGGCUAAUACACCGCCACGACUCAACCCUAAACACAGCGUGGCCACUGUCACCAUCCUGGCAAGUGACGCAACUGGUGGGGUUUUGAGUAUUGGACCUGUUCAAGUCCAAGUCCAGGAGGACAAAAAUGAUACAAACCAGCAAAGGGUUGUUCUGAGGGUGCGCAGGUCUAACAGUGUUGCAGAGGCUGUGACAGUUCGAGUCCAAGCAUAUGGAGAUGGAAGUACAAAACCUCCCCCUUUUACUCUGGAAUCCGCCGGGACUCUGGCAAAGGAGCAGCAGGACUUCUACUUGGAGUCCUCUGUGGUGUCUCUGCAGCCUGGUGAGGAAGAGACAGAAGUGAUUCUCAUCAUCGUGGACGACUCAGAGCCUGAGGGACAGGAAGUGUUCUUCAUCUACCUCAGUGAUCCAGAAGGAGGCGCUCAGAUCACAGACAGCCCCCAACAGGGUUUCGGAUCUUAUGUCAAGAUCAUCAUCCUUGGGAGUGACUUCCAGAAUGGUAUAAUAGGAUUUACUUUUAACUCUCUGAUGGGCCAAGUUCUCCAUGAGGAUUCAGUGAACAGAACUGCUCUGCUGUACCUACAGAGGCAGGAAAACAGGGCUUUUGAAGAUCUGCAGGUCUUCUGGAGAGCUACAUUCAGCAAAGACUCAGUAAGCCUUAUCAGUAAUGGAGUCGACCUGACCGCGCAGCUUGUGCAGACAUCAGGAACAGCCAUCUGUAGGCGAGGGGAGAUCACAUGUGCCUUCACUCUUCAGGUCUUGGAUGAUGAGGAACCAGAGUACCAAGCAUGGUUCCUGGUGGAGAUUUACCAAGUGGGUGCUGGAGCUUCCAUCAACGGGAGCGCUCGUUUUGCCAACGUCACCUUGGCAGAGAGCGACAGUCCAGAAGGCGUCGUGCUCUUCACUGUGGGUCACAGACUGGCCGUCGCUACUCUGACGGCCACGAGGCUCAGCCUGCAGCUCUACAGACAAGGGAGCACCGCUUUAGCUGUGACUGUACAAUAUCGCACGGUGGAGCUCACCAAAGAAGACACUGUGGGUCCCUACGUGAUCUGGCCUGCUAAAGCCGGGAUGGACUUUCCUAAACAGGAGGGUCAAGUAACCUUUAAAGUGGGGAGCCCGAUCGCGUCAAUUGACAUUUACCUGACACCUGACCUCGGCUCGGCUUCACCCACGCCGAAGCGCUUCCAGGUGGAGCUCUUCGAUCCCUCGGGGGGAGCCGGCAUUCACUCGCGGUUUGGCCUGGCUAAUGUGACGCUGGUGGCUAACGCAGCCAGUGAAUCUGUGUGGGGCUUACUGGACCAACUGCAUCAGCCUCUUAACCAAACUGUGCUGAAUGCAGCGCUGCAAGGAAUGAAGGGGAACUUAGUCGUACCCCUCACUCGAGAGCAGAUGACCGCUGUGCUUGAAGGUCUGCGGAAGGUGCUCACAGAAGCAGAGCAGACUCCUUUACAUGACAGCAGCCGGAAUUUGACCUAUGACCUGUUAUGUGCCUUGUCCAAUCCCAGUCGAGUUGACACUCGCGGCCUCAGCCACCUUGCCGAGGUCACAGAGCGAUACGCAUUCUCUCUGCUCACACACAGACAAUGUGAGAUCAUGGGUAUUGUUCUGGAAACUUGUCCAUUUAUGACCAUCUCUGCCUUCCAAUGGUACCCCACACAAAUAAAUGGACAUAGGUUCAGAGGACAGAAUUCAGACUUCUUCCAGCUUCCAGACACCCUGCUGCCGGUGCCAGCAGCCUUAACUCCAGACUGUAGAAACCUCAGCAGGAUCCAGCAGACCGAGUUCAGAACUGAACACUGGUUUCUCACCAAUGAUACCAACACAGCCAUCAGUGGGAAGGUUUUCUCAGUCAGUCUCCAGGAGAGAGGAUCACGACCCCUGGAAGAUGGCACUGAGGUGAUAUAUCGUAUUCACUCUGCUGGUCAGCAAGUUAAACCAGGAGAGUCUGCGUGCCUUUUGUGGAAUCAGACCACUGCAAGCUGGUCAUCAGAUGGUCGGUACUGCAGAGUUGUGAAGGAAAGUGGGACUUACGUGGAGUGUGCUUGCUCCCACUUGUCGAUCUAUGCAGCCCACGCAGAGUUUGCCUUGCUUGCGUCCUACAACGAGGCCUUCUACACAUCAGGAUUUAUUUGUAUCUCAGGGUUUGCAUUGGCCAUCAUAUCCCAUGUCUUGUGCUCCCGUUCCCCCAUGUUUGCUGCCAAAUUGCUCACUCACAUGAUGGUGGGCUGCCUUGGAACCCAGUUGUGCUUCCUGGUGUCCGCUUUCCGUGGUCGACUGUUUUCAGAGGACAGCUGUGCAACUCUGGCGCUCUUCUGCCACUAUUUCUAUCUGAGUCAGUUUUUUUGGAUGCUGAUACAGGCAGUGAACUUCUGGCAAGUGCUGGUGAUGAACGAUGAGCACACAGAGCGGCGGUACCUGCUCUACGUUCUCCUGGGCUGGGGACUUCCUGCCCUGGUCAUCAUCAUCCUGGUCAUCGUGUUGCUCGGAGGCUUUGGAUGGAACAUACACGCUGUGUACGGUCUGGUGCAAGGAGACGUGUGCUUCAUUCCAAACAUCUAUGCGGCUCUGUGCACGGCUGUCUUGGUGCCUCUCAUCUGUCUGGUUGCAGUACUGGUUAUUUUCAUCCACGCCUACCAGGUCACCGAGCAGUGGAAGGCCUACGAUGACCUUUACCGUGGUCGGACCAACAGCACAGAGGUGCCACUGGUCCUUUACCUGUUUCUGCUCAUCUCUCUGGUUUGGUUGUGGGCCGGACUUCACAUGGGCUUCAAGAGCCUGUGGAUGCUGAUCCUCUACGUCAUUUUUAACUGUCUACUGGGCUUGUAUGUCUUCAUUGUGUACUUUAUGAUGCACAACCAGGUAUGCUGGCCUACUAAAGCAAGUUACACGGUGGAGAUGAAUGGCCAUGGUGGUCCUGAUGGGACCUAUCCAGGAGGAGGUCCCACUACCAUAGGAGGCGACAUCAACAAAUCAACACAGAAUCUCAUCAGUGCAAUGGAAGAGGUAUGUGCCGACUGGGAACGGACAUCACUUCGGACCAGUAUUCAGCCCACCAGUGCGUUUAAGCCCAGUCCUGCGAUGGAAACGUACACCACUGAGGGGAGCUUCAUAAAUACCAACCUGGUCACUGCAGACGAGGAGUCGCAGGAGUUUGAUGACCUCAUAUUUGCCUUAAAAACAGGAACCGGUCUUAAUGUCAGCGAUAAUGAAUCCAUCCCUGGAAGCCACGACGGUGGGAGCGUCGCCAACUCCCAAAUCGUCGAGCUCCGACGAAUCCCAAUCGCAGACACGCACCUCUAACCUUUGUCCUUCACACUGAUGUCCUCUGUUUGUUCUUAUCAGAAAGAGAAAUUACAAAACAGUAUUUUUAUAUUGUAAACAAAUAAAGUCUUUGCACUAAAACUGUUUUUUUUAAAUAGAUAAUUUUCAUAUAGAUGUUUGAUACUGUAAAUUGUUUUUACUCUACAACUGUUCACAUAAAAAUGUUUUACUAAAUGUUUUUUUUCCUUUGUUUUUUUUUUUUUUUUGUAAAGUUCUUAUAAAUUUUCUGAAUGUAUAUUUUGUUCUGUUGGUUUGUAUUUUCUGUAGACGUUUAGCCAGAGAUCAAACGAUGUGCCCCACGAGCAAAACGACUGCUGCUGAGGAUGGAGAUUGUGUAACAUUGUCAAUAAAUAUUGUAUUCUGUA